Messenger RNA from Paracoccidioides brasiliensis Pb18, 1830 nucleotides. RefSeq lists its product as uncharacterized. Gene Ontology annotation, cellular component: lipid droplet. The transcript has 6 exons. The record is from RefSeq and is a predicted model, not a curated record. The coding region runs from base 1 to 1830 and encodes 609 amino acids.
AUGGCGUCAGAUAGGAGGAGCGUUAGAGCUACCAGACCUGACGUUACUGUAUUCCCAGAGGCGCCGCCUAGUAUUGCGGCACUCUUCCUCAUAUGCUUUGACAUCAAGGCCGGUUAUGCGAUAAAAUGGAAACGAUCCAAUCCAGAUGUUGUGCUGGAAAACGUUGUUGAAUACAAAUCCCUUCCUUCCGGCCUACACAAUGUUAGGGAAGACCUUAUAUACUUCGUCGACGAUCAACAUGCCGGUAUCAGUGCAUUUAUCAACCACCCCGCAGCCGAGUCCCAAAGGAAUGCCCUGAUGAUGGCAGUUGGCGUUUUGGUUCCACUUAGCUAUGGCAGAUUGGGGAAGGCCUGGAGGCAUGCGGCGAAACUUAAGGAAUUAGCCAGGAGCUUCGCGGAUGACCCUGAUAACAUGGAACCUUUGUCGGCGUAUUGGGAAAUGUAUCAGUUCUCUGACGAAGUUAAUUCUUCCUCCGAUUCUCCCUUAGGCUCCAUCGCGAGCUUGAAAACACCAAUUCGUGAGGGAUACACCAGACAGCGAGCACUCAGUGAUGCCACGGCACUUAUGAGUUCGAAGCAAUCACUCGCUCCCUAUCAUCCCGCCUCGUCUCUUCCAGAUUUUAUGAACACUUUUGGACCCUUGGUUUUCCAGUUAUAUAGAGCAGCUUUACUACGAAAACGAAUUCUUUUUGUUGGGGAGGCUCCCGUGGAAGAAUCGUGUAAUUUCGUUUAUGAUUUAUCUCUUCUGUCCUCCCUUCCUCAGUCGCUAGCCCCUCUUCUUCCAUCUACUGCUCUGCCAUCUCUUAGACCUCGCCCAAUGUUCAGUAUUGGCAUUCACGACAUGCCGUAUCUAUUAUCAUUACCCAGCCCGUCCAUCUCGGAUCCCGAUGGCUGCUGGAUUGCAUGUACUACUGACCGGGUUCUCAGUCUCAAACCUGAGAUAUAUGAUGUCCUCGUAAACUUACCACCUGCUUAUACUAAACAUGCACCUUCAAAAAUUUACCCUAAAAUACAGCUCUCAUCACCACUAUCCACAGAUAACGGUCAUCAAAAGCCUAUAUCCUUAAAGGCAACCCAGCGAGAUGCACGUCGAUAUAUAACCCUUAGGAGUGGCCUUCACGAACUUUCUCGGUUCGAAUCUGCCUCUACCAUGGGUGAUGAAGAUGAUUCAGACAAUGCUUCCACAUUCUCCUCUAGCUCCAUUGUCGAACCUGUCUCUUGGCCACUUCUCGCGUACACCUCCUUCAUUUGGUGGGCUUCCGCUGGUGAAAAGCGUGAAGUCGCCUUUGAAGGAGAAAAUGAACAGGAUUCCCGGUUACUACUAAUGGACAACGAAAACACCCCCAACCCCCCCUAUCCAAGCAACCUGAGCCGUCGCGGUAGCAUAACCCUAGCAGACCGGAACAGCCACCAACCACGAGAGAUAGCCCUGAUAACGUAUUUCCGCCGCCUAACCACCCAGAUAUUCACAGUCAUUUCAGACGUCAUCGCCCGCCAGGACGACAACUCAGCCGACGCCGAUCAAGAGUAUUUUAACUACGAACAGACCGGGGCGGAUGCUUGCCGCAGUGAUAUGGAUGAACACACUGCAGCACCCAACGUGUCAACUUCCUCUCUAAAUGAACCGCUCCUCCAUUCAUCGCCUAGCAACGACUCAGCCGACGAUGACGAAAUCGUGACCAUUACAUCCAGUGACAUGACGGAGAUGGGUCUGGAUAUGUGGAGUGCAUCGGAUCGUGCAUUCGUCGAGGAACUUGUUCAGGUGUGGUGGGGGCGCAAAGCAAAGGUACAUGGCGCCAGAAUUAGCUGUUGUGGCCUUCAGAUUCUUUAG